Molecule: messenger RNA, 5592 nt
Organism: Homo sapiens (human)
Lineage: Eukaryota; Metazoa; Chordata; Mammalia; Primates; Hominidae
Gene: SRL
Product: sarcalumenin
Exons: 7
Coding region: 1518-2813 (431 amino acids)
Cellular component (GO): sarcoplasmic reticulum lumen; sarcoplasmic reticulum membrane
Molecular function (GO): GTP binding
Source: RefSeq, marked validated
CUUGGCAGUCACCAUGAGGGCGCUGGUCCUGCUCGGCUGCCUCCUGGCCUCGCUCCUGUUCUCAGGACAAGCAGAACUGCAAGUCUCCGCGUCGGGUGGCACAGAAGAUGUUGGCAAUUUGUUGGAGAAUCAUUUCUCUGCUGGAGACGCAAGUCUAGAGGAGAAAGAAAGGGCGCUUUAUGCAGACACAGCCCCUCAAGACAAGAAACUGCUCCUUCACUACCCAGAUGGCAGGGAGGCCGAGAGCCCCAAGAAGACCCCCGCGUCUGCCGCCAGCGCGGGCCCCGAUCCUGAAGCCAGCCUCUCCAAUGCCUCAGCCACAGAGUCACCUCCACCUGGGGAAAGGGACGACAGGGACGCUGCGGGGCCUGGGGAGGAAAAGAAUGGCCCACCAGUGGCAAGCGCCCUCCCUCCAGGAGGGGCCAAGGGGCCUGUGGAAGAGGAGUGGCCGGAGCCCAGUUCUGGAGAGGGACAAGGAGAGGAGGAGACUGGGUUUGGGCUCCCCACGGAGGGAACUGCCAGUGGAGAGGCAGGAGGACAGGCUGGGGGCCAUGAACUCCCCGAGGAAGUCCAGGAGGUCCAAGGGGACAGCCUGGUGCAGGGAGCAGUAGCAGGGACAGCAGAGCCAAAGGCAGAGGGGGCCUCUCCUCACUCAGAGGGUGAUGGGGUCGGCCCACUGAACGCAGAGGCCGAGGGCAGCCCUGGGCCUGGCGAGGAGCCUGCAGUGCCAGAGGGAGCCCCUGACGUCGCGGCUGUUGGGGGAGAGUCGGAGCCAGAUAUUGACACACAAGCCAGUGAGGGCACCGAGGACCAGGGGGAGCCCGGCCCAGCUGCAGAGGCCAGUGCAGAGCCUGGGGGCGCCCAAAGCGUUAAGGCAGGGGACACUGAGGAGAACCAGUCCCCAGAGAUGACUGAGGAGGACGCAGAUGAAGCCUCCUCUGAAGAGGAAAGUGGUGAUGGAAGUGGAAGCGAGGAAGAAGGAGGAGUUCCCUCCGAAGAGGAGUCCGAAGAGGACAGCGGCGAUGGGGCUAGCUCAGAAGAAGCAGAGGGCGCCUCCGAGGAGGCCACGGAGCCCCAGGAGGCUGGGGAGCCCCAGGAAGCCAGGGAGCCCCAGGAAGGCGGGGAUCUGCAGGAAGCCGAGGAGUCCCAGGAAGGCGGGGAUCCCCAGGAAGCCGAGGAGCCCCAGGAAGGUGGAGCGCCACAGGAAGGCGGGGAGCCCCAGGAAGGUGGGGAUCCCCAGGAAGCCAGGGAGCCCCAGGAAGCCAGGGAACCCCAGGAAGGUGCAGAGCUUCCGGAAGCCACAGGAACCACAAGUCACAGGGACAGAGGGGCCCAGCCUGGCCCGGAGGAAUUGAAUACAGAGUCCAUGGGCAGUGAGACCCUGGAUAUGAAGGCAGAGGAGCCCGAGGAGGGACAUCAGGGGGAGGGAGAGUCCCAUCAUUGUUGCCCAGGAAGAGACGGAGGAUGCAAAUGAAGAAGCCCCAUUGAGGGACCGCUCCCACAUCGAGAAGACCCUCAUGCUGAAUGAGGACAAGCCAUCCGAUGACUACUCUGCGGUGCUGCAGCGGCUUCGGAAGAUCUACCACUCAUCCAUCAAGCCUCUGGAGCAGUCCUACAAGUACAAUGAGCUCCGGCAGCAUGAGAUCACAGAUGGAGAGAUUACCUCCAAGCCCAUGGUACUGUUCCUGGGACCGUGGAGUGUUGGUAAAUCUACCAUGAUAAACUACCUCCUUGGGCUGGAAAAUACUCGCUAUCAGCUCUAUACAGGCGCUGAACCCACCACCUCUGAGUUCACGGUCCUCAUGCAUGGGCCUAAGCUGAAAACCAUCGAGGGCAUCGUCAUGGCUGCUGACAGCGCCCGUUCCUUCUCACCCCUUGAGAAGUUUGGCCAGAAUUUCCUAGAGAAGCUGAUUGGCAUUGAGGUUCCCCACAAACUUCUGGAGAGGGUCACUUUUGUGGAUACACCAGGCAUCAUCGAGAACCGCAAGCAGCAAGAAAGAGGCUACCCCUUCAACGACGUGUGCCAGUGGUUCAUCGACAGAGCUGACCUCAUCUUUGUCGUCUUUGACCCAACAAAGCUGGAUGUGGGUCUAGAGCUGGAGAUGCUCUUCCGCCAGUUGAAGGGGCGUGAAUCCCAGAUAAGGAUCAUCCUGAACAAGGCUGACAAUCUGGCCACCCAAAUGCUCAUGCGGGUUUACGGGGCCCUCUUCUGGAGCUUGGCCCCUCUCAUCAAUGUCACAGAGCCCCCAAGGGUUUACGUCAGCUCCUUCUGGCCACAAGAGUAUAAGCCGGACACCCAUCAGGAACUGUUCCUCCAAGAAGAGAUCUCCCUCCUAGAAGACCUGAAUCAGGUGAUCGAGAACAGACUGGAGAACAAGAUUGCCUUCAUCCGCCAGCACGCCAUCCGGGUCCGCAUCCACGCCCUCCUGGUUGACCGCUACCUGCAGACUUACAAGGACAAAAUGACCUUCUUCAGUGAUGGAGAACUGGUCUUUAAGGACAUUGUGGAAGAUCCCGAUAAAUUCUACAUCUUCAAGACCAUCCUGGCAAAGACCAAUGUCAGCAAAUUUGACCUUCCCAACCGCGAGGCCUAUAAGGACUUCUUCGGCAUCAAUCCCAUUUCCAGUUUCAAACUGCUCUCCCAGCAGUGCUCCUACAUGGGAGGUUGCUUUCUGGAGAAGAUUGAGCGGGCCAUCACUCAGGAGCUUCCGGGCCUCCUGGGUAGCCUCGGGCUCGGGAAGAAUCCAGGUGCUCUCAACUGUGACAAAACAGGGUGUAGCGAAACACCAAAAAAUCGCUACAGGAAGCACUAGGUGGUGGAGCGGUCCUUGGGUUCCUGUUGGUGAAUCAGCUUGUGUCCUAACUGUCUGAGAGGUCCUGGUUUAUUAACCCUUUGAGCCACACUGGCAGGAAUUAUUACACAGUGGAGAGUUGGGAGUUCAUUGAGGCCAGGGGUCGGGGCAGGUGUGUGGGUCUAGGGAGGAGAGUGGAAACUGUGAAUUCCUGUGUGCUUGUCUUGUUGCUUCAAUGAGGAGGCCUGAUUGAGGCAAGUCAGCCUCCACCUGCUUUUCCUGGGUCCUGUCUUGGAAGGACAGAGAGCAGCUAAAUUCUAGUGUAUCUUAAAUCAGUGAGGGUCAAAUAAGCUAAAAGCAGCUGAAAUUCCUUUGUUCCCUGUGAGCUGGGAAAACAGCGAAGGCCUGAGUCGUAGAGAUUGUCAGGUCCAUUUUGGCUUCUUUCCACACCCACAGUCUCGCGUUUGUUCCCCAGCCCUCGGCUGCCUCUUAACUUUGGGUUGACUUUCAACAGUGAAUAGUCUCUUGGGUCUGAAUAUACCUGGGUUUGUUUUUGUGUUUUUGAGACGGAGUCUCGCUCUGUCGGCCAGGUUGGAGUGCAGUGGUGCAAUCUCAGCUCACUGCAACCUCCCCCUCCUGGGUUCAAGCGAUUCUCCUGCCUCAGCCUCCUGAGUAGCUGAGAUUAUAGGCCUACCACCAUGCCCAGCCAAUUUUUGUAUUUUUAGUAGAAACGGGACUUCACCAUGUUGCCCAGGCUGGCCUCGAACUCCUGACCUCAAGUGAUCCACCCGCCUCGGCCUCCCAAAGUGCUGGGAUUACAGGCAUGAGCUGCCGCACCCGGCCUCCACCUGGGUUUUGAGCCAAUCCCCCGGACUUGCUCCUGGUUUCCUCAAGGGGUGGGGCAGUGGUUUAGGACACUCGACAACUAAGAACAGGAGUUCCCAGGAAGGACAAGGAUCUGCCUCCCCCACUGCCACUUCUCUGAUGUGUUCCUCAAAGCUGGCUCGAGGGCUCGAUCCCUUCAUCGGACCCAGGAGGGGACUGGUUGGUGUAUCCAGGUAAUUUACUCUUGGAAGUGACUGUAGUGAAGGUCGUGGAAGGGCUCAGAGGGUUAAUUGGUUUGCAGUGCGUCUUUGUCUAUUGCAUGUCUUGGAAAACUCAGAUCCCAAAGGCGCUGGGUUUCAGAGAGGACAGUGGAGACCUUGCUCCUUUUCCUUAGGCCGCCAGUCUCUCAAAUUUCAGAGGAGGCUGUUUCCACAACUCCCCUGUGGAAACACUUGGCAGCGGAGUUGCUCCUUUGCAGUUUCCACACCAUGGCUUUUCCUUUCCUUUCUUCUCCAUUCCCUGAUGCAUCAACACUUACUUGGAGCAAUUUCCUAGGAGUCAGAACCAGCACCAGCCACUCGGUGUCGGUGGCCACCAAGGCUUAACAUUGACCUUCCCGCCUGACCUUGAUGCAGAUGUCCACUGAACACACCGCAGGAAAGCCAGGGCCUUCAAUACCAAUAAGUGUGAAUAUGUGUGUAUGUUGUCCAAGAGAGAUUAGGGAGAUCACAUAGACUCUAGGGAGUAGAGAACUUGUAACAGUCUUGCAAGGCUAGCAUGCACGGCUCCACAGCAGGUGGUGGGGAGCAGAGGGGCAGGACCUGCAGGGAAGAAGCAGCCUUUGGAUGGUGAAAUGUGCAUGGUGCACAGUCUGUGCAUGCCCAGGAGACCCAGCCCGGGCUGCCUCGAGGGGCUCCUUUGUACACAGCCAGCCGCUUCUCUUGGGAACAAGCUGUCCUGGGGGCCUUACCCACGAGGCAGGAGUCAGGAUGCACCAGCUCAGCACCAGGAAGUCAUCCUGGACCCAGGACAGUGGAAAGGCAGGCAGAGGGAGAGGCACUCUGAGGUCAGGCAGGGUAAGCCAGUUGGCAGUCAGGUUAGGUCUAUGAGGAGAACCUCGAGUUAGGAAUUCCCGGUUCUCAGAAUUGUUAUCACUCUGGUGCAUGCUGUCACAGGGGCCGUUGCGUUUGGCUUUGUGGAGGGCCUGGACCCUUCCACAAGAACACCCGAGGUUCCAGGGCACUCAGGACAAUGUUUCCAAGGAACGAGUCGACCAGGAAAGAACAGUGAGUUCUGCAAGGGGCAUCCACGGAGCCUGUGAUAGGGGCUGAUGAGAUGGAAUCUGUCCUGGACUUUUCUUCUCAUUAACCACCCUCCGCAAACCCCAGAACCCCUCGCCUCAUCUCUGUACUGUCUGCCCUCUUGGGGGAUGGGCCCUCCCACUUUCCCCUGCCUGCUCCUCCAUGCUGUGAGCUGCUUUGGCAGAUCUGUUUUUCUGUGUAGUCAGGGGAAAAACAAAAAAAGAUGCACAACUGUGUGGGCAUUGUCAUAGCUGUUGGUGUCACCACUGCUUUGGGGGAAAUGGCUGGGAUGAGGCUAAUACAUUCAUGCAAUAUUUAUAUUUUCAGGGGGCUGCGUUAUCAGCAUGCUCUCCCUGCCUUGGGCUUUUCUUUCCGUCAUGUUUUCCUUUUCGUGUUCCUUCUCUGAUUUCUCUUGUCUCUGCUGCUCACAGGCCUGCCCAUCAGUCAGUACAGAUACUCAGUGUCUGGUUUCUGGCCAGCUCCGUGGAGGGGGCUUUAAGCAGAAUUCUGACUCUUUGGGGUGGGGGAUUAGGAACUGGGGGAAACUUAAUGAUCCAGAGAUUCCCCCAAGAGGAGUGUCUGGAAGGAUCUGUGCCUGGACAGUGGCAGAACCUUUCCAGUGUUCUUUUGGUUCUGAUUUCAUCAGUCUCAAUAAAGUUCCGAUCUCUCUUUAA